GUAAGUCACGUGGACGCGUGGGGAUUGAAAAGAGGGUGGGGGAUUGAAAUCUAGAUUCUAAUUUGAGCUAACUCGACUCAGCUAGAACUUGACGUAAGGGACGGCAGCUGAAGCAACCUCACCGUCGAAGCUUUUCAAGUCGGGGCGCUCGGACGGUUGUCAAGGCAUUGACUCGAGGGUUGUUGAUGCUUUAGGUUGUCUGUAGGUUUGUUUACUUUUGCAUAUUUCCAACAUACACCCAAGACUUCUAGAGGCAUCAGUAUCUAUCUACCAAGUUAUGAGGACUUGUCUCGCCGUUUUGUGCCCUUCUACUCCCUGGAUUUGUCGCGUAUCGCAAUGGACGAACUCCCCGCCGAGAUCAACAUCAUAACCCUGAACUGCUGGGGUCUCAAGUACCUCUCCAAUCUCCGUAAUGAGCGCCUGACAGAGAUCGGUCGGAAACUGGCCACGGCCGAACCUUCUCCUCACAUCGUUGGUCUCCAGGAAUGCUGGACCCAAGAGGACUAUCGGAGUAUACGACGGGAGACGCGGUUCAUCCUGCCGUACGGCAAGUUCUACCACAGCGGCGUCUUCGGGGGUGGCUUAGUUAUCUUGUCGAAAUGGCCGAUAGAGGAGAGCACCAUGUUCCGGUAUCCCCUGAACGGCCGGCCGACCGCUUUCUUUAGAGGCGACUGGUUCGUAGGGAAAGGAGUUGCCUGCGCCAAGAUCCGCUACGGGGCCGGCCACAAAGAUGUGAUGGAGGUCUUCAAUACACAUACGCACCCCCCUUACGAGAAGGAGCCCCACGACUCGUACGUCUGCCACCGCACGGCGCAGGCCUGGGAGAUGGCCAAGCUACUGCGCGGGGCCGCAGAGCGGGGGCACCUGGUGAUAGGGCUGGGCGACUUUAACAUGGUGCCCGGCUCGCUCCCGCACCGCAUCGUCUCGGCGCAUGCGCCCGUCCGCGACGUCUGGCGGGUCAUGCACCCGGACAGCUCGCUUGGCCCCGCCGACGACGCCGCCGAGAAGGCCCGCCGGCGGCCCAUCCCCACGGCCGAGUACAACGUGCGCGAGAACGGCGCCACCUCGGACAGCAUCUACAAUACCUGGCGCUGGAGCAAGAAGCAGCAGAAGCUGCUCGGCCCCGGGAAGCCACCCGCCACCGUCCCGCCCGACAGCAUCGAUCGCCGCGGCAAGAGGCUCGACUACAUCUUUGCCGGGACCGGGGACCGGGAUUCCCUCGGCGGCGGCGACGACGGUGACGGCGGGUGGGUUGUCAAGCGAGUCGCCGUCGGGAUGCUGGACCGCCACCCGGAGCUAGGUUGCUCGCUGAGCGACCACUUCUCCGUCGAGGCCACGCUAGCCCUCCCCGCCGCCAAGUCCGGUACCGGGUUCUCUGCCACUGCGGCAGAGAAGAAGGACGAAUACCCGGCAUCACCGAACGGGAACGGGGCCACCAACGACCACGACGUGGCCCUACUGAACGGAACCUACCUCCUGAGCCCACGGCCCAGCUCAGCCCACAUCUCUGCUGCCGGCGACGACGAUGACGACGACAACCACGGCGGCCAGCCGCUCGCCGCUGUGCCCACGGAGGACCGCUCGCUACCGCCAUCGACGUACGACGAGAUCCUGGCCUCGAUCCACCGGUACGCGCUGCGCGAGCGCGCGCAGCAGCGGUGGCGGGGGGCGCACUUCUUGGCGUCCGUCGCCGUCGCGGCGGGCUGCCUGGCCGCCGUGUGGUUCAGCCCGCGGGCCGGGGUCGCGUUCGCGCUGGUCCUCGUCUCCAGCCUGGGGCUCGCGGCCGGCACCGUCGACGGCCUGAUCGCGCUGCUGUUUGUCAACUCGGAGGUGAGGGCCCUGCGCGAGUUCGAGUGGGAGGUCAUGAACGCCAAGGGCGUCGCGGCAGGGGGGCCGGCGCCCGUGGCGCUGGCGCUGGAGGAGGAGGAGGAGCGGGUUGAUGGGUGGUGAUGGGGUCGUGGGCCUUGAUAUAGGUGUAGGAUUAGGAAUAGUAGUAAUGGUAAUGAUUGUAAUGCACUCUCGAGUACGACGUGCAUUGGGGUGACCGGGCAGAUACACCAUGGCAUCAUCACAAACAAGGUGGGAAGGGCAAACAUGGUAUGUGAAGAAAUAUGUGGUCUAUAUGUAUGUAGUAUGGACAAUCCAAAACUCGUACGGCAUGGGUAUUCUUUGGGAUAACAGUUCACGAUGGCCUAGUAUCAUAAAACCAAACGCCUACAAUGCAAAACGAAACCUAAC
Molecule: messenger RNA, 2238 nt
Organism: Phialemonium atrogriseum
Lineage: Eukaryota; Fungi; Ascomycota; Sordariomycetes; Cephalothecales; Cephalothecaceae
Product: putative inositol phosphosphingolipids phospholipase
Exons: 2
Coding region: 337-1950 (537 amino acids)
Molecular function (GO): sphingomyelin phosphodiesterase activity
Source: RefSeq, a predicted model, not a curated record